GACUCUCGAGCAUCCACGUGCGCCCUUUAGACGUUGUUCUUUAGAAAGCAGACGAAGAAGACGAGAAACGCUGUGAUUCCGACGUAGGCGGCACAGCGUUUGGAAGCGGAACAAGAAAGCUGACGAAGAAGACGAGACAAGGACGAUGAGGUCGAGGGCAAGCAUUUGUAUUGUCAAUCGAUCACUCUGUUUCGGUUUCGCUUUCUCCAUUCAUCGCACAUGUCACAGCGCGGUCUUUGAGGAACUAAAUCAAAUAGAAUAGAAUCGAACAAUGUCGGAUUCCGAGGACCAGACGCCGAGAAGGUACAUCCAGCCGCCGCCCUCGAUGGCGGCCAGGGCUCCGCCUGGACCCGGUGCGGAGAACCAGACGGCAACGGAGGGGCUCGGGGUGUCGUCGAUUUUGAGGCGAUGGAAGAGAGAAGAUAUAAUGAGGAAAGGAGGAUUGGCUUUGCGGGGAUUGGCUUCGCUGUUCUCGUUGCUCGCUUUUAUUAUAACCGCCAGCAAUGAGCACGGCGGCGGGGAAGACUUCCACAAGUACGAAGAGUACAGGUACUUGUUGGCGAUCGCGAUUCUGUCAUCCUUGUACACGGGGAUCCAAGCAGUGAGACACGUUCAUCAAAUCUUUACGGGGAAUCGGUACCUUCAGCAAAGGACGUCCGCCUUGAUCGACUUUUGCGGUGAUCAGGUCAUGGCAUACCUUCUAAUAUCGGCGGCAUCCGCAGCCAUUCCCCGGACAGAUAACGUGAGGGAUGACGCGGACGACGCGUUCACGGACUCAUCUGCCGCCGCAAUCGCCCUGGCUUUCUUGGCCUUUUGCUCGUUGGCGUUGUCGGCAGUUAUCUCCGGAUAUAGACUGUCGACACGUUCUUAUAUCUAGUCUUCGAUCUCUUUGUAUUUGAGGAUGGUUCGAUUAUCGUUUUCCACCAACAAUAUCAAAGUACUCUUUUUCCAUUAUUGAAUGCCCUGAGAAGUACCAGUCGAAAUUAGGAACCUUGCAAUUGCAUCUAUAGAGAAUUGCAUGUCCUGCCUAGAUCGU
Molecule: messenger RNA, 1036 nt
Organism: Rhodamnia argentea
Lineage: Eukaryota; Viridiplantae; Streptophyta; Magnoliopsida; Myrtales; Myrtaceae
Product: CASP-like protein 4B1
Exons: 3
Coding region: 272-877 (201 amino acids)
Source: RefSeq, a predicted model, not a curated record